ACUGUAAUCCGAUCAAUAGGUAGGUAGCCGAUAGCGAAGUCGUGUCGCACGGAGUCAGAAGUACAGAAUAUUAUUAUCGGUCAGAAGUGUACUGUAGUGUACUUUGGUUGUGUGUUGGUUAGCGCUCGGCGGUUUCAAGAAUGGCUCUAUUCAGGAUCACAGCUUCUAAAUUGAUUGAAAUACAGAAAGCAUGCCCGACGGCAUCUAUCCUGCUGAGAGGUCUCAGUGCGGAGCAGACCAAUCUGAAGAGCAUCCUCCAAGAAAAGAUCCCAAAAGAGCAAGAAAAGAUCCGCGAGUUCCGCAAGAAACAUGGAUCUACCAAAGUCGGUGAAGUCACAGUGGACAUGAUGUACGGUGGCAUGCGUGGCAUCAAAGGCUUGGUUUGGGAAACUUCAGUCUUAGACCCCGACGAGGGCAUCCGUUUCCGUGGACUCUCUAUACCCGAGUGCCAACAGCAGCUACCCAAAGCCAAGGGGGGGCAGGAGCCCUUGCCAGAAGGUCUCUUCUGGCUCCUUGUAACAGGCGACAUUCCCACCGAAGCACAGGCUAAAGCUCUAUCUAAAGAAUGGGCACAGAGGGCUGAACUCCCGGCCCACGUGGUAACAAUGCUAAACAACAUGCCCAGCAAACUGCACCCCAUGUCGCAAUUCUCGGCCGCAGUGACAGCCCUAAACAGCGAGUCCAAGUUCGCACAGGCCUACAGCGAGGGUGUACACAAGUCCAAAUACUGGGAGUAUGUUUACGAAGACACAAUGAAUCUAAUCGCCAAACUACCAGUGGUAGCUGCAACUAUUUACCGCAACACAUACCGCGAUGGCAAAGGAAUCGGUGCCAUUGAUGACAGCAAGGACUGGUCCGCCAACUACUGCACUAUGCUCGGUUUCGAAGACCCGCAGUUCACGGAACUCAUGAGGCUGUACCUUACUAUUCACAGCGACCACGAGGGUGGCAACGUGUCAGCGCACACCACCCACUUGGUUGGCUCAGCCCUCAGCGACCCUUACCUGUCGUUCGCUGCUGGACUCAAUGGCUUGGCUGGACCUCUGCACGGAUUGGCUAACCAGGAGGUGCUGAUCUGGUUGGAGAAACUCCGCAAGCAAGUUGGCGACAACUUUACAGAGGAUGGCCUCAAAGAGUUCAUCUGGAAGACGCUCAAGUCUGGCCAGGUUGUGCCCGGAUACGGCCACGCUGUGCUGAGGAAGACUGACCCCAGGUACACUUGUCAACGCGAGUUCGCGCUGAAGCACCUGCCCAACGACCCGAUGUUCAAGCUGGUGGCAGCGGUGUACAAGGUUGUGCCUCCAAUCCUGACCGAACUCGGCAAGGUGAAGAACCCGUGGCCCAAUGUGGACUCGCACUCCGGCGUCCUCUUACAGUAUUACGGUCUGAAGGAGAUGAACUACUACACAGUGAUGUUCGGCGUGUCGCGCGCGCUCGGCGUGCUCGCCCAGCUGAUCUGGUCGCGCGCGCUCGGCCUUCCCAUUGAACGCCCCAAGUCGCUCAGCACUGACAUCCUCAUCAAGCAGCUCGGCAAGUAAACGACAUUCGAUAGGCGAUCUACCGUCACUGCCAGCCCAACGCCGCACCACAUCACUGCCUUGUGAGCUAUAGAAUAAAACCGGUCGGUUCUGUAUCAUCGUACAAAAAAUAACAUAUUUUUUCCUAUCUGGAUUCUGGAUUUUUCCCUUUGUGCUAUAAGACCUACUUGCCAAAUUUUAUGAUCCUAGAUCAAAGGGAAGUACCGUAUGGUUUUCUUGACGACUCGAGGUUUUUCUUUUGAGGCACGGAACCCUAAAAAAUAGAAUACCUCUGCGAUUGCUAAGGAACUUUGUUUGUUUUCCCUCACCAUUUUACUACCGGACCGCGAGGCAUCGUAAAGGUCUGCACCCCUUCAUAGCUGGAAUUCUUCGAAAGUAUCAAAGCGAUUCGCCUCCGUGUUUCUAAUACGCACUGCCAGAAUAAUAUGGAAUGGGUUAUUAGACAUCGUUCUGUGUUCACAAAACAGUAAUGUGCCUGCGGCUUUAUACUAUAGCUGACUACAUAUUAUAUUAUAGUUAAUACGUCUAUGAACAUAGGCUUUUUGACUAGGACUCAGAUUCUCUAUGACAUUAUGAUUGUACCCUGAGCAAAUCUUGAUUUUUGGCAUUAAUUUUGAUGACAAAUUAGCGACGCAACAUUCUAUUCGCACGAUUUACGGAUAAAAUUAAUCUAUCUCUUUCGAUAGAUUACUUAAUAACGUUAUUUUUACAAAAAUCACUGACCUUAAUACAAGUACACUGGACCUGUGAUUGUCGACCUGUUUUUGAAGCAUCUCGAUUUUUGCAAUUUUGGCGCUGAGAAGAGCCUAAAAAUGGCCAAAGAAAGCGAUAAUAUGUUAAAUGUAUUUGUUAAGUGGCUAUAGAAUUUUUUGUAAAAGUUCCAGCCUACAAUCAAAUGAAUAGCUUCGAAUCAGUACAAAAAUAACUGUGAUUUUGUAUGCCACACCUCUUCCAGUGUACUUGUAUAUGUCCAUUUCUGAAUCAAAAAUUGUACAUGAUCAUUUAAAAUAUCAACAUUUCAGAUUGAUUAUUAAUUUUGGACGUUCUGUAUCUUUUGAUUUAUUUGUACAUACCGUAUAAUUCGUUGGGCACCCUUGAUGGUGUGGGUUAGACAAUUUGAUUUAAAUUAACGCUAGUCUAUUAUACUCAUGGUACUUAAUUACCGAUUAUUUAUUCGACAUUUUAAGCCACCAAGCCAGGAACUUUUUAAUCUUAAGUUUUCGAUUUUAACACCUAUGGAUCGUCAUUGUUAUUGUAUCAUAAAAAUAUGAUAGUUAUAAAUAACAAGCAAAUCCUGGUUCCAUUUAGAGAAUUUGCUAUAAAGUAAGCUGCCAUAUUAUGCAAUCAGCUAUCAACCAAUGAAAAAAACUGUCAGAUCGCCUAUGAAUGUAUAAGAACGUGUUUCCAUAAAAUACCUACUGACUGAAAGUUGGUCAUAUUUAUGACUGACUAAAAAUAUUUUUUAGGGAACGCCACGUAAUAGAAAAAGUAAUCGAAGUUUGUAUCACACAACACCAAAAGUCAAUUUAUGUUUUAAUUAUAAGAUAAUAUGUUUUUUCAAAAUUCGUCCCUAUUUUUUUAGUGUUAAGUGUAAGUAAAGCAUAUUUUUUUCAUAGUGUAACUAUUUUAUUAACUUAUGGAUGGAUUUAUGUAAAACAGAAUCAGCCAAAAUAACUUGAUAAAUUAAAUACUUGUGUAAAAUUGAUCGAAAAUAUCUACGUUUGAAUCAUUUUAAUUAUUAAGAUAAAUAUUGGAUUUGUUUUACAUAAUCAUAUCCAAAUGAUUAUCGUUGUUGUAAUCAACCGAUACCUCGGUGUACUUAUAUCUGUGAUUGUUUUUUUAUUCAUUUAUAAUGUUUUGUAUGUAAUCCAUUUAAUUUUUUAUUUUUAUUUUAUCGUUACGCGAUCAUGGAUCGCUUAGUUUGUGUUUAAAUUGACUGUGGUGGUGUGAUUCAACUGCUCCUCUUAGCUGUUCGUACUAAAGAACAAUGCUACGAAUUGUUGGGUCAUUUAGCUCAUAAUAAUAAUGUAGGGUUUCAUAGUAAAGGAGCUGGGGGAAAGAUUAAACGGAACUACAUAUUAUUGUAUGAUCAUGAAGACCUGAUAGAGGAAAUCUACUAAUGAAUAACAAGCAGUACUUAGUCUUUAUCUGUUGGCAAAAUAAACUCAUUAUUUUCCGCUCUGUUAUCUUUGGAUCUCUCUAACAAUCUCUUAAAAGUAAUUCUCUCCUCAUCAGUGGCAUUAUUAUCAUUUAAAUAAAAAUGUUUCCAAUUAAACCCAUACAUAACGACUAUGGGACUACGACAUGCCUAGUAAAUGAGUGAUCUAACUUUACUUUUUGUCGCAAUUUCCUUCAAACUGAAGUUAAAGUACCCCGCUCCUUUGCGACACACGGUGUGCUGUGCAUACCGCUUUUUAGAAUAAAUACGACAAUAUGAACGAUAUUUGCGCCUACAACAUUAGAAUGAUGUAACGCUGCUCACUCAGUAUUGUCUUUAUCAUUGUACUUAGCUGCAAUAGCCUCUGUGAUUUAUAGUGAGAUGAUACACUAGGUGCCAAGGGCAUAUAGUAUGUUCAUCGUUCAUGUUAUAAAAAUUAAGUCGUUUUUUCUUGAGUAGCCACAGAUUGAUAAUGAAUCGUAUAGCAACAUUUCACUGUUAAGUAAUAUAGUACUGAUUGUUUAAGUUAUUAAUUUGUUUUCAACUCUGGCAAUGUUAAAUUAUUAUGUCCAUUAAUUCUGAUAUUCAUUAAUUGAUCUGACACCUUACAAUGAUGAACGAAAAAACGGAUGGACUAUAUAAUUUUGUCGCCUAGUGACUUCUCACUGGAGUUAUUUAUUUAUUAUAAUCAUCUAAAACAUUUUCGUAGUUUGUAACUGUAAUUUAAUUAAAGUUACCAAAGUAUUGAUGUAAUUUUUGUUGAUAGUCGAAUGUAUCAGUUUGAAAUUAUUUUAAUUGUUAUUUUCUGUAUUUGCAAAAAUUUCAAGAAGUAUUUUUAUAUGAAACCAUAAUUUUAUAAUUUUUAUUGUGAUUCAUUGUCAUUUUAAUUUAUACAGAAAAUUAAUCUGUUGUAACAUCAACUAGUUGAGUUGUCUGUCUGUGUGUAGUUGAUGCGUGUAAUAUUUAAUCAAUUAGUAUGAUGUUGUGUUAUAACUUAUGAUUUAUCUAUCAAAUAUAGUGGCGACAAAUAGUAAAUUGACAAUACUAAAAUAAAUUGGUAUGGUGUAGUAA
Molecule: messenger RNA, 4767 nt
Organism: Maniola jurtina (meadow brown)
Lineage: Eukaryota; Metazoa; Arthropoda; Insecta; Lepidoptera; Nymphalidae
Gene: kdn
Product: probable citrate synthase 2, mitochondrial
Exons: 9
Coding region: 141-1538 (465 amino acids)
Biological process (GO): citrate metabolic process; carbohydrate metabolic process; tricarboxylic acid cycle
Cellular component (GO): mitochondrial matrix
Source: RefSeq, a predicted model, not a curated record